Messenger RNA from Chironomus riparius, 780 nucleotides. The record is from the annotation of a GenBank genome assembly. Lineage: Eukaryota; Metazoa; Arthropoda; Insecta; Diptera; Chironomidae.
AUGGAUUCCCUUGGAAAUUCUUUUGAAAUUAAUCUCACAAUCAGGGAAGCUAAAAGCUCCGGAAGAACACCGACUACAAUUCAUACUGAAAUAAAUGGCCAUAGAGUUAACAUUUCGUCAACUGUUCCUAUUGUGGCUGAGAUUUAUGUUGAACCAAGUUCAAAAGAAUGCAAUGGAAAUAAAUUAGAGUUCGAAUCAAAUUCCUACAAGGAAGCAUCUCAGUCAAAUCACAAUGGAAAUGGAUCAACUAGAACAAAAAGAAGUCUUGACUUUCAGCAACCAACAAGUUUCUUUGAAAAUCACACAAGGACCAAAAGAAGUCUAGACUUUAAAGAAAAGCAUGAUUACAUCUUCCCAAUGGUUAGAACAACAGCAAGUCUUCCCGGAUCAAGUUCAGAGAAUGAAAAGCAAAAAGAUGAAGGAGGAAUCACUUAUCCAUACAAUUAUGAAAAGGAGCAUAAAAAGGCAAAAGCAAGAGAAUGGAAAUUCGAUAGAGAACAACAGAAAAAAGAAGAGCGCCAAAUUAAGGAAUAUUAUAAAAAGCACGAAAAGAUGCUCGAAGGUUGGCAAAAAAUGAACGAUAAACAAAAUUCUUUAUGGGAGAAAGAGAGAGACAGAGAAAGAGCCAGAAAAGAGGAAUUUAGGAAGCAAAGAGAAGAGAAUGAAAAAAAGUUGCAUGCAGAAUAUCUUCGAUCACAAGAAAAGAAGAAAAGUCAGAUGCAGUCACAAAAUGAUAAGUCUAAAAAAGACAAUGAGAGAGAUUAUAAAACUGUUAAAUAA